Messenger RNA from Peromyscus eremicus (cactus mouse), 3713 nucleotides. It is a transcript of the gene Limk2, whose product is annotated as LIM domain kinase 2. The record is from RefSeq and is a predicted model, not a curated record. The coding region runs from base 359 to 2224 and encodes 621 amino acids. Gene Ontology annotation, molecular function: protein serine/threonine kinase activity; ATP binding; protein binding. Gene Ontology annotation, biological process: protein phosphorylation; actin cytoskeleton organization. NCBI's taxonomy places the organism in Eukaryota, Metazoa, Chordata, Mammalia, Rodentia, Cricetidae. Gene Ontology annotation, cellular component: cytoplasm; nucleus. The transcript is spliced from 15 exons.
GGGACCAACUUGACAGCAGCCUCUCCUUUUCAGCCAGUCCCCGGCCUCUUCCCCCGAAUGCCUGUGUGUCUACAGCCGCUGGAGAGAGGUGCUUCUCCCGCAGCCCGCAGGGGCCACGGGGCUCCCGAGCACUAGGGAGGAGACGCACCAGCCAUGUGCCCCUGCGGGAAUCUGCCCGGGAGCCGGGGGCCUGGGGUCCUCUCUCUCCUGCUGCUCCGGAGGCAGAGGUGAGCACCGGGCGGCCGGCUCCACGCCGAGGUGCCGGGAACCCCGCCUGUCAUGGUGGCCGUCUGCAGCCAGCCUGAGGCACUCCCAGACGGGCUUGCAGCUGAGCCUGUUUAUCUGGUGUGGGAAGAAGAUGGGGAGUUACUUGUCUGUCCCGGCUUACUUCACCUCCAGAGACCCCUUUAGGUGUUCAGAAUGCCAGGAAUCCCUCACCAACUGGUACUACGAGAAGGAUGGGAAGCUCUACUGUCACAAAGACUACUGGGCCAAGUUUGGAGAAUUCUGCCAUGGGUGCUCCCUGCUGAUGACAGGGCCGGCCAUGGUGGCUGGGGAGUUUAAAUACCAUCCAGAGUGCUUUGCCUGCAUGAGCUGCAAGGUGAUCAUUGAGGAUGGGGAUGCGUAUGCCCUGGUGCAGCAUGCCACACUCUACUGUGGGAAGUGCCACAAUGAGGUGGUGCUGGCACCCAUGUUUGAAAGGCUGUCUACGGAGUCUGUCCAGGACCAGCUGCCCUAUUCUGUCACACUCAUCUCCAUGCCGGCCGCCACCGAGGCCACCACCGAGUGCAGACGUGGCUUCUCCGUGUCCGUGGAAAGUGCCUCUUCUAACUAUGCCACCACCGUGCAAGUGAAAGAGGUCAACCGGAUGCACAUCAGUCCCAACAACCGCAAUGCCAUCCACCCUGGGGACCGCAUCCUGGAGAUCAAUGGGACCCCUGUCCGCACUCUCCGAGUAGAAGAGGUGGAGGAUGCGAUUAACCAGACAAGCCAGACACUUCAGCUGCUGAUCGAACAUGACCCUGUCCCCCAGCGCCUGGACCAGCUGCGGCUAGAUACCCGGCUUUCUUCCCACAUGCAGAGUACUGGACACUCUCACACACUCAGCACCCUGGACAGCAAGGAGAAUCAGGAGGGGACACUGAGGAGACGUUCUCUGAGGCGCAGUAACAGCAUCUCCAAGUCUCCUGGCCCCAGCUCCCCCAAGGAGCCGCUGCUCCUCAGCCGUGACAUCAGUCGCUCGGAAUCCCUACGCUGCUCCAGCAGCUACUCACAGCAGAUCUUCCGGCCCUGUGACCUGAUCCACGGGGAGGUCCUGGGGAAGGGCUUCUUUGGGCAGGCCAUCAAGGUGACUCACAAAGCCACUGGCAAAGUGAUGGUCAUGAAGGAGUUAAUCCGCUGCGAUGAGGAAACACAGAAGACUUUCCUGACUGAGGUGAAAGUGAUGCGAAGCCUAGACCACCCUAAUGUGCUCAAGUUCAUCGGUGUUCUGUACAAGGACAAGAAGCUGAAUCUGCUGACAGAGUACAUUGAGGGGGGCACACUGAAGGACUUCCUGCGCAAUGUGGACCCGUUCCCCUGGCAACAGAAGGUCAGGUUUGCCAAAGGCAUCUCUUCUGGAAUGGCAUAUUUGCACUCCAUGUGCAUCAUCCACCGCGACCUGAACUCACACAACUGUCUUAUCAAGUUGGACAAGACUGUGGUGGUAGCAGACUUCGGACUGUCACGUCUUAUCGUGGAAGAGAGGAAAAGGCCCCCAGUAGAGAAGGCCACCACCAAGAAACGCACCUUACGAAAGAGUGACCGCAAGAAGCGCUACACUGUGGUGGGAAACCCCUACUGGAUGGCCCCUGAGAUGCUGAAUGGCAAGAGCUACGACGAGACAGUGGAUGUCUUCUCUUUUGGGAUCGUUCUCUGUGAGAUCAUCGGGCAGGUGUAUGCUGAUCCUGAUUGCCUGCCCCGCACACUGGACUUCGGCCUCAAUGUAAAGCUUUUCUGGGAGAAGUUUGUCCCAACAGACUGCCCCCCAGCCUUCUUCCCCCUGGCUGCUAUCUGCUGCAAACUGGAGCCUGAGAGCAGACCGGCCUUCUCAAAGCUGGAGGACUCCUUUGAGGCACUGUCUCUGUACUUGGGAGAGCUGGCCAUCCCACUGCCAGCAGAGCUGGAAGAACUGGACCACACUGUGAGCGUGGAGUAUGGCCUGACCCGGGACUCGCCACCCUAGCCCUGGUCCAUCCCCCUGCAGGGGGACAUUCCACGGCCAGCAUUGCCCCCUCUGCGCCCUGUCCUUGCUAUGAGCAGGACUGUCUAGGCUUCCUGUGGAUUGACGGCUUGCUUAGAAGCAGAAUAAGCCAUCCCUACCUACCUCCCCAGGAGGCGUGCGGGUGCAGGGAACCAGUUCUCCACGGUGCUGGGGCCUGUUACUGUGUAAAUCCGACACUCGCCUGAAAGCUGUGAAGAAGAUAAAGGAGCCUGGGUUCUAGACCAGGAGUCUGUUACUAGGAACCACUUGGGACCUUUGUGGCAGUGAGAUUCUGGGAGGCUGUAGCUUUACACUAAUCAACAUGGCCUGGGCCUGCUGGGCAGGAUGACAGAAUGAACUGGCCUGAGGGCCCUGGAGUCUCUGGUCCAGUGCGGUGCAGGACUCCAAGCGGUAGUAACAGAACUGGGAGCUUCAAAGCAUGUGGAAUGACAGUAGUGAUUUCUCCUCCCACUCCAGGCCCUGCCCUCUGGAGCAGGUUCUGAAGAGUCUCUUAGUAUGUGGUGAAACCCACAGGAUCCAGAAAAAAGACUGGUUUCUGCUCACCAGCCCAGGGCCCACAUCAGUGUGUGGGAGUUUCCACUUCAACACCCUGUUUCAACAAGCAGUCCCUCACACAAGCCACGAGAAGCUGGGGCUGGAAAGAAAGCGGUCCUGCCCUUUACAAAGCCCCAUUCCUGGCUGCUGGGAUCAGUCAAAAGCUCAAGACAUUGUCUGAUGCUAGAUGGGUUCUGGAGGCCAGUGUGGUCUGUCUCAGACUCUGGGUCUCAGCAGAGAAAGGGGAGUCCCAUUGAUUCCUUGGCAUCCUUGUGGCAGCUACUGCACAUCUCUAGCAUGUCUGGUCCAGGCAGCAACUUGGGACAGGAAUUGUUGGCUGUUGAGUCCCAAAGCUGAGAUACGAAGAGAGCUCCCUGAGCUGGGCCCUCUUGAUUCUACCUCCCUUGUUGCUGGUCCAGCUCUUACUUCCUGAGCCACACUCCAGGGCCAUGGGCAUUGGAACCCCUCAGGGCACCUUCCACCCCUGGCUGCCAGGUGUCCUGGGACUCUCCAGCUCACCAAGGUUCGCCAUCUCCUAAGUGCGAGCUCACACCGUAUUUAACAAAUUGGGAAUGGGUUUGGUUAUAAAUACAAUGUAUGGUGGGUUGUACCGGUGGGGGGAUCGGGAGAGUGAUUGCUGUUACUAGCUUUUAUCUAUUGGGUGAUAUGUGAAAUACUGUAUAUAGACAAGAUGAAUUGUGGGGUGGGAAGUCAUCUUUGGCCACUUUCCUUGCUAUGUAGACUGUACUUGUGUGUGGAGUUUGCAAACUUGCUGUAGGGGAAUCCUGAACUUCCGGCAUGGUUCAGCAUCCUGUGACUGGUUAUGCUUGAGCUGUCCCCAGCAAGUGUGGGAGUGGUGGGCCUGCCGGGCCAUGAAGCAGACUAAAUAAAUUAAGCAGUUAACAUAGUGAUGACA